CACUAUACUGAAUCCCGACGCGCAGGGAUGCUGUAUACAUACACACGGACGAACAAAUCGGAUAGAAUUGUAUAACGCAUGAAGGAUUUUGUAUUUUUGGCUUUGGCACUGCUAUGCACAGCAGUGACCAAUGGCCAGAAUCUUAACUGUAACUUUGAUAACGACAACAUAUGUGCAUGGACUCAAGUGAAAGGAACUGAUAAUGCUGAUUGGCAAAUACGUCAAGGACCAACGCCAUCUCAAUGGACAGGACCGCCAAAUGACCACACAACCAACAGUUCCAGUGGCUACUACAUCUACUACGAGGCUAACAAUGGUAACAUGAACGACAAGGCACAGUUGCAGAGUCCACGGAUUUCAGUAACUUCAGGACAGAAAUGCCUCAGUUUCUGGUACUACAUGUACGGCCCAAGUGUUAAUGCACUGAAUGUAUACCUCAAGUCAGGGAACAAUCUGGGCAAAGCGGUAUAUCACAGGGAACGCACACAAGGACAGAAAUGGAAUCAAGCCACUGUUACUAUUUCCAACAAAAGAAAUAUACAGGUUGUUAUUGAAGCAGUCAGGGGACGUAACUAUCUCUCUGACAUUGGUGUAGAUGACAUACUGUACACCAACGGUGCCUGCGGACAGCCUGGAAAUGUGACACCCCCACCAGGUUUGUCAGGCACUGUAACCUGUAAUUUUGAGACCUCAACUAUAUGCGGAUACAAGCAGUCGAGAGGGGAUGACCAGUUUGACUGGACGUGGACCUCUGGACCAUCUCCCACUCCUGGAACUGGACCACCCAAUGACCACACACAACAGUCUGCUGGAGGUCAUUACAUGUUGAUGGAAGCUAAUGGACGCAGACAGAAUCAGAAAUGUAGACUGCUCUCCCCUGUGACAGUCAGCAAGCAGCCUAUUUGUUUACAGUUUUACUACUAUAUGUAUGGAAAUAAUGUCAAUAAACUCAGUGUUUACACCAAAAUUAACGGGAGAGUUGGUGCUGCUGUGUGGUCUACAAGAGGUAACCAGGGAGCUACAUGGCAAGUUGGACAAGUCACUUUAAGCCGAGGGAAUAGUAAUUACCAGGUUGUGUUUGAAGCUAUCAAAGGCAAUGGUAAGUUAGCAGAUAUUGCUAUUGACGAUGUUGUCACCCACAGUGGUAGAUGUCCCAGUCCGGGAACAUGUAACUUUGAGAAAGGACUGUGCACAUGGACAAACUCAAAGGGAGAUGACUUUGACUGGAUACAAAGAACAGGAGGUACAAACACCCAGGGGACAGGUCCCACAGCUGAUCAUACUCUUGCAUCAUCACAAGGACAUUACAUAUACAUUGAGGCCAGCUCACCAAGACGACCUAAUGACAAAGCUCAGCUUAUAAGCCAGACCUUUAAGGGAUCAAACAGGCCAAUGUGUUUUCAAUUUUGGUACAGUAUGGUAGGGGCCACUAUUGGUUCCCUCAAUAUCUACAGGCAACAGGUCAGUGGCCAGAAUACAGUAAAAACACUGAUGUGGUCAUUGUCUGGGAACCAGCAGCAGCCAUGGAUACAGGGGAGGUUUCACAUCAUCAGUAGGUCUAAUUACCAGAUUGUAAUAGAAGGUGUGAGAGGAAAUGGUAUCACAGGAGAUAUAGCCUUAGAUGACUUGACAACACAAAUCAAUCGCAACUGUGCAUUAACACCAAGAACAGCACAACCUACUUCAACUACUGCUGCACCUUCAACGACACCUACAACAUCAAAAAGUCCUGCCAGUACAACUGCGCAUGUGAAAACUAAUACAGUCACGUGCAAUUUUGAUUAUGAUCUUUGUGGCUGGACACAGCUAAAAUCUGACCAGUUUGAUUGGACAAGACAGAAAGGUGGAACUAUAUUACCAGGGACUGGACCAACAGGAGAUCACACCUCAGGCAAGGGAUACUACCUGUACACUACUGCCUCAGUAAGAUAUGCCAAUCAGACAGGGCGAAUUGAGAGUCCCCAGAUCAGACCGCAAGGAAAGUCACAGUGCCUGACAUUUUGGUAUCACAUGUAUGGUCCAAACAUAGGUGAGAUGAGACUUUAUGUGAAGUCAAGACCAUCACUUGGAAAGCCACUGUGGAAGAGAGCCGGAUCAAAGGGUAACCAAUGGCUGCAGGGAACUGUGACUCUACCUAGCUCAGGAACCUACAGUCUUGUAUUUGAAGCUGUUAAUGGUUAUGGUUUCCGUGGUGACAUGGCUCUGGAUGAUGUCACUCUGCAGUCAUGUGCAGGGAUCUCAACACCAAAACCUGGUGCCUCAGUCUCGCCCUCUACUGGUAACUUGAAUGGAAGAACCUGCACAUUUGAGCAGACAAGUAUUUGUGGUUAUACACAAGAUAAGACGGACAAUUUUGAUUGGAGAAGAGACACCACAGGAACCGUCACUCGUGGCACUGGACCCAGUCAGGAUCAUACUUAUAAGACAUCAAGAGGACACUACAUGUACAUAGAGACCUCAGCUCCACGUAAGCUUAAUGACAAAGCAAGACUUAUGUCUCCAGCUUAUCAGGACAGCAGUGACAUAUGCGUAAGGUUUUGGUACCAUAUGUAUGGCAAUGGUAUAGGAACACUCAAUGUAUAUGCACAGGUUGGGUCGAAUCUUGGACUUCCUGUGUUUACUAUGACUGGUAACCAAGGCAACAAGUGGAUUGUGGGUAGUGCUUCCAUUCCACAGAGUACUGCUUCACAAGGGUACAAGGUUGUGUUUGAGGGGGUCAGAGGAACCAAUUACCGUGGUGACAUUGCUAUAGAUGAUAUCUCAUUUACUGCAGGAUCUUGUGGAAAUCCAGGAAGUUGUGAUUUUGACACAAAUCUGUGUACAUGGAAGAAUGUUCGAGGUACAGGAGACAGCUUCGACUGGACCCAGCAGUCUGGCAAAACUGCCAGCGGUACAACAGGACCCACAAAUGAUCAUACACAGGGAAACAACCAAGGGAAGUAUAUGUUCAUUGAAACAUCAUCACCAAGGCGACCGGGAGAUGUAGCAUGGUUGGUCAGUCAAGUGUUUCAGCCGGCCAGUACUGGACAAUGUGUGUCAUUCUGGUACAAUAUGAAUGGGCGGACUAUUGACAGCCUAAAUUUAUAUGUCGUACCAUCAGGGUCAGCAAAUAGGACAAUCUGGCAUCUAUCAGGAAACCAGGGUGCGCAGUGGCUUCAAGGUCAAGCUCCUAUACCAAGGUUGGGAAAGUCCUACAAAGUUGUGUUUGAAGGAGUAAGAGGGAAGUCUUAUUCAGGCGAUAUUGCUAUUGAUGACAUUUCAUUUACAACUUCUACAUGUGGAGUGCGGCCGGCAACAGCAGUACCUCCAGCUCAGACAACAGUAGCAUCAACAGUUUCCAUGGCAACAGCACCACCCAGUCAGGCAAAUUGUAACUUUGAUUCAGGACUUUGUGGCUGGAAACAAGAUAAGACGGAUGAUUUUGAUUGGUCACGAAAGAAGGGUUCAACAGCCACAGUAAACACUGGCCCAACCGCAGAUCACACCACUGGAUCUGGUUACUAUGUGUAUAUAGAGACCUCUGGACAUAGUCAAGGUAAUAAAGCCCGCUUGAUCAGUCCUCAGAUACCUCCCAAUCAGCAGGGACAGAAAUGCUUCACCUUCUGGUACCAUAUGUAUGGUCAGAAUGUUGACCGGCUAAGUGUAUAUGUACAGUUUGGACUCUCACUGCCUUCAUCUGCUUUCUGGACAAAACAGGGCACACAGGGGAACCAGUGGAAGAAAGCUAGCCUUACGAUCUCAGCCUCGAAGCCAUUCAAUAUUAUACUAGAAGGAAGAAGAGGAAAUAGUUACCGUGGGGACAUAGCUGUAGAUGACGUUUUAGUUGCAGAUGGACCAUGUUCAGUAAGUCCAACAUCAAAUCCUCUGGGUAGUGCCAAUAAUACACAGUGCGAUUUUGAAUUAAGCUCUAUUUGUGGGUUCACUCAGGCACAUGGCGGAGUUGAUAAAUUUGAUUGGACAUGGGAUAAACAGGGUACCAGUAGUACAGGAACUGGUCCUAGAACUGACCACACACUGGGAACCGGAAAUGGACAUUACAUGUAUAUUGAGGCCUCAAGUCCAAGAAAACAAGGUGACAAGGCUCGUCUGUUGAGCCCAAUAUACAACCCAUCAAGUCAGCCAUCGUGCCUGAAAUUCUGGUAUAAUAUGUAUGGUAGAAGCAUGGGCACCCUCAAUGUAUAUACAGUCUUAAAAGGGGUCUAUAGGAAAGCCUGGUCAAGAACCGGUGACCAAGGUAAUAAAUGGAAUAUUGCAUCACUUACUGUACCAGCAAGCAGUGGCACAUGGCAGAUUGCAUUUGAGGGAAUUGUGGGAAAUGGUUACCAGGGUGAUAUUGCAAUUGACGACUUCAGUGUGACACCUGGCAGUUGCUCAGGAGCUAAGUCAUGCAACUUUGAUAAAAAAAAUCUUUGUACAUGGACGAAUGACCAUGGUCAUGAUCAGUUUGACUGGCAGCUGAGACAGGGGUCAACACCGAGUGGACAGACAGGACCAACAAGUGACCAUACUCAGGGAAAUCCACAAGGGUCCUACAUCUUUAUUGAGGCAUCUAGUCCAAGGAUUACAGGAGACAAGGCUUGGCUUGUCAGUGAGGGAUUUUCCACAGGGUCACCAAACUGCCUGUCCUUCUGGUAUAACAUGAAUGGUAACGGUAUUGGUGCUCUGAGAGUGUGGGUGUGGGCUCAGAAUGGGGCUCAAACCCCUAUUUGGGAGCUGAAAGGUAGACAGGGUGCAAGUUGGCGUCAGGGCAGAGUCAACAUUCCAGCACAAACAAUGCAAUACAAGAUAAUUCUGGAAGGUACUAGAGGGACAAGUUAUCUUGGAGAUAUAGCUGUGGAUGAUAUCAGUUUUACCAACACAACCGCAUGUACAAGAGCACCCCAGAAUUCUCUAGCAUCAGUUCCAGCUGUGACCCCCAAGGCGGCCACAACAACAAAACAGACAACACGUACAACACCAAAACCUGCUGCUGCGACAACACGGAGAUCUACUGCUAAACCUACAGGGGGUAAUGGAUAUCCAUGUGACUUCUCAUAUGACACUUGUGGCUGGACACAGGACAAGACUGAACAAUUUGAUUGGUCAAGACACAAGGGGAAGACAUCCUCUACAGGAACUGGACCAUCAGGGGAUCACACCACUGGAAGUGGUUACUAUGUGUAUAUUGAGACAUCUGCUCCAAGAAGAAAUGGAGACAAGGCCCGCCUUAUAGGCCCGUCCCUGCAGAUAUCAGCAGUGCAGGCACAGUGUUUCUCAUUCUGGUACAACAUGUUGGGAGGAAAUAUCAAGGCUCUCAAUAUAUAUGUGAAACGGGGAAACAGCCUUGGUUCCCCUGUGUGGACAAGGUCCGGUACCCAAGGAGCAAACUGGAAACCAGCACAGAUAACAGUGUCUGGGCCAGGACCUAUUAGAAUUGUGAUAGAGGGUGUAAGAGGUUCCAGUAUCCGUGGUGAUAUUGCUAUAGAUGAUACCAACAUAACUGCAGGAGCUUGUCAAAGUUUGACCUCCCCUGCCCCAAGUGGAUCCCCAUCAGGGCAAGCUUCCCGGCUGUCAUGUGACUUUGAGAACAGUAAUGUUUGUGGCUACAGCAAUGCAAGAGGAGAUGAUUUUGAUUGGACAAGAAAUGCUGGUUCCACAGGUUCUGCUGGUACUGGACCAUUUGCAGAUCACACACUGGGUACCAAGUCAGGUCAUUAUUACUACAUUGAGACAUCAAGCCCAAGGACUAGCGGACAAAAAGCUAGACUUCUGUCACCAUCUAUCACAACAACAAGCCCACUAUGUGUUUCUUUCUACUACCAUAUGUAUGGUCGAAACAUUGGCGCACUGAAUGUGUAUGUCAGCCAACCGGGUAAUGCACUUGGAGUACCAGUCUGGACCAGGAAAGGGAACCAGCAAAAUAAAUGGACAGUAGGACAAUUCACAAUGAAUUCUGGACAAAAUACACAGCAGCUUGUGUUUGAAGGAGUUGUGGGUAAUGGUUACCAAGGCGAUAUUGCCAUUGAUGAUGUAUCCGUGAAGACAGGUGCUUGCGGAGGACAAGGUGCAUGCAACUUUGACCAGAACAAUCUCUGCACAUGGUCCAAUGUAAAAACAACCGACACUUUUGAUUGGACGUUUCAAAAAAGAGGAACACCCUCAUCUGGCACUGGGCCGACUGCUGAUCACACACAGGGAAACGGAAAUGGAUCCUAUAUCUUCAUUGAAACAAGUAAACCACGACACAGAGGAGACAAAGCCAGGCUCCAGAGUGCAAUAUUCAGAGCAACUGGUUCCUCUGUGCAAUGUCUACACUUCUGGUACAGUAUGAAUGGUAGAAGUGUUGGUACCCUGAAUGUUUACCUCUCACAGAAUGGUUCCAUGGCUACACUGUGGUCUCUCACCGGGAACCAGGGAACUACCUGGAAGUCUGCGCAAGUGUCAGUCCAGAGUAAAACACAAUAUUCAAUCAUAUUUGAGGGUGUGGUAGGCACUAGUUACCUAGGUGACAUUGCACUGGAUGACUUGUCAUUCUCAAGUGGCAGGUGUUCAUUGAAUCCCUCUAAAGCAAGACCAGCAGGGGCAACAACUCCUCCACCAACAACAUCAGCAGCUACACCUGUUGUUACAGCUACUUCCUUGCCUAGUUCUUUCAACUGCAACUUUGAAAGUAACACAUGUGCAUGGACCCAGGAUAAAACGGACAAUUUCGAUUGGACAAGACACCAGGGGAAAACAGCCUCGACAAAUACUGGACCAUCAGCUGAUCACACUACAGGACAUGGAUAUUACAUGUAUAUUGAGGCAUCUAAUUUGCGACCCAAUGCCAAAGCUCGUCUAUUAAGCCCAAGGGUUCAGCCCCAGCAAGGACCAAGAUGUCUAAAAUUCUGGUAUCAUAUGUAUGGAGCCCACAUCAACACUCUCAAUGUGUACGUGAAGUCAGGAUCCAACCUGGGUAGUGCUGUUUGGACACGUAAAGGAACUCAGGGUAACAGAUGGUUCCAAGGAUCUAUCGUCAUAAAUACUACCGCUGGCUAUAAUGUUGUAUUUGAAGCUCUUAGAGGCGUUAAUUAUGCUGGAGACAUAGCUAUAGAUGACAUUACACUGGCUAAUGGUGCAUGUGCAGCAACCAAUCCCACACAGGGACCUGGUAGUACCGUGCUUAACACAUGCGACUUUGAGAGUAACCUGUGUGGCUAUACAAAUGACAAGUCAGGGGACAAUUUUGAUUGGACGAGGCAGACAGGAGGAACUUCCUCGCGUAACACUGGACCCAGCUCUGAUCAUACACUAGGAACCAGAUCAGGUCAUUAUAUGUACAUUGAGACAUCAGCACCAAGGAGGCCAAAUGACAAAGCUAGAUUGUCAUCCAAGACAUUCACAAAAGGCACGAGCGAUGAAUGCCUCAAGUUUUACUAUCACAUGUAUGGCGCAAAUAUUGGAAGGCUCAAUGUCAAGUUGAGGGUAAACAACGCAUUAGGUGCUUCUGUGUGGACGAAGUCUGGUAACCAAGGUAACAAGUGGAAUCUAGCUGUUGUUACCAUUCCGGCCAAUAAAUUGACACAGAAUUACCAGGUGGUAUUUGAAGGAAUCCGAGGCUCUGGUGUAUAUGGAGAUAUUGCCAUUGAUGAUGUUACCUUGUCAGUAGGAGCCUGUUCCUCAUCAGCAUCAGGUGGCUGUACAUUUGAGAAAGGAAGAUGUACAUGGACAGAUGUUCAAUCCGGAGAUAAUUUUGACUGGAAGACUGGCUCAGGUCAAACCACCUCAUCUGGUACAGGUCCCUCCACGGAUCAUACACUUGGAAAUGCACAAGGACAUUACCAGUAUUUGGAAUCCUCAGCUCCUCGGAGAACUGGGGACCAGUGUUGGUUAGUAAGUCAACAGUACCCGCCGACAAACGGUGCAUGUGUCAAGUUCUGGUACAACAUGAAUGGACCCAAUAUUGGCACACUUAAUAUUACCAUUCAGUAUGCCAACAAUAAGAACCAGACAGUAUGGUCAGUCUCAGGUGACCAUGGUGACAAGUGGCUGAGUGGUCAAGCACCAAUCAGAUCCAAUACGCCCUAUCAUGUAGCCAUUGUUGGUGUACGAGGCAGCGGUUACCAAGGAGAUAUUGCUUUUGAUGAUGUUUCAUUCACUAAAUCUAUUUGUGGUGAAAUGGAAUAUCGUUUUGUAUUUACAAUAUUUUAUUUUUAUCUCUUGACAGUCCAGCCAAGUGAAGCGAAGGUUAAUGGCAGUACAGUGCCACCAGCAGUAGCCUCUACACCAGCAACAACACCAGCAACUGGCGCCGUAGACUGCAACUUUGAUUCAGGACUGUGUGCAUGGAUACAGGAUAAAUCGGACAAUUUUGAUUGGAGGAGAAAUAAAGGCCGCACUUCAAGUUCGCUCACAGGCCCGCAGGCAGACCAUACAUCUGGAAAUGGCUACUACAUCUAUAUUGAGACAUCAUCUCCGAGGAAGUCUGGAGAUAAAGCAAGGAUCAUCAGUCCACAGCAAGUACCUGGCACCACGUGUCUCUCCUUCUGGUACAACAUGUACGGUCAACAUGUAAAUUCCCUCAAUGUGUACGUAAAAACAAAACCUAGCCUCGGAACUCCAGUAUUCUCUCAGAGGAACACUCAAGGCACACAGUGGAAACUGGCGCAGAUUGACUUAAAUCCUGCUGUUAACUACCAGCUUGUGAUAGAAGGUGUGGUAGGCGGUGGUUACCGUGGUGAUAUUGCAAUUGAUGAUGUCACGAUGAUUCAAGGACAGUGCGCCUCUGCCCAAAACAACCCAUUGGCUUGUGAUUUUGAAAGUAGCAGUAUAUGUGGCUAUGUACAAGACCAGGGAGGAGACAAAUUUAAUUGGACAAGAGGCUCUGGUUCCACAACAUCAUCGGGAACAGGACCCAGCAAUGAUCACACAUAUGGAACUAGAAAUGGUCACUAUAUGUUUAUUGAGACAUCAGCACCAAGAAGAUCAGGAGAUAAUGCUAGGCUGACAUCUGGCACGUACACGCCAAGCACUGCCCCACAGUGUCUGGAGUUCUGGUACAAUAUGUAUGGUGUAGAUACUGGAACACUCAAUGUAUACUUCAAAUCGGGAAGUGUUUUAGGAUCACCCAUGUUUACUAAACAAGGUAAUCAAGGUAACAGAUGGAUAAGGGCUCAGGUUGGACUGCCAGCAAACGGCCAGCAAAUCUCGGUGGUAUUUGAGGGUAUUAAAGGAAGAUCUUACAGAGGAGACAUUGCUAUAGACGAUGUCGUACUAAAACCAGGAUCUUGCGGCCAAGCCCCAGGCAACUGUAACUUUGAGGUGGACACAUGUUCGUGGAGUAACUCUCAGAAUGACACAUUUGACUGGCAACGUGGCAGCGGCUCUACCACCUCGACAGGAACCGGACCAUCCAGUGAUCACACCUUCGGGAAUAGGACAGGUCAUUACAUAUUUGUUGAAUCUUCUUCUCCAAGACGACCAGGUGACAAUGCGAUCCUGCAAAGUGCCACAUUGUCUGCUGCCACAAACUGUGUAAAGUUUUACUAUAAUAUGUAUGGAACAGAUAUUGGUACCCUAAAUGUCUGGGUGGCUGGUAAUAAAGUAUGGUCAUUGAGUGGGAACCAGGGAACUGGUUGGAGGCAGGGACAAGUCAAUGUUGGACAGAGCUCCUCAUACCAGGUGCUGUUUGAAGCAGUACGAGGGAACAGUUACCAUGGAGAUAUUGCUUUAGAUGACAUUACAUUUGUGACCCAGUCCUGUACCCUGACUCCCUCCACUGCUGACCCGUUGGUAUCUGCAACCCCACCAGUAGCGGUAACAACCUUGGCUCCAGCAGUUAUACCCUCAGGUUUCGCGUGCAACUUUGACUCGGGCACGUGUAGCUGGACACAGGAUAGAACUGACGACUUUAACUGGAUAAGGCAGAGAGGUGGGACUACUUCAGGAAAUACUGGGCCAUCUAGAGAUCAUACAAGCGGAAGUGGAUAUUACAUGUAUAUUGAGACAUCUUCUCCAAGAAAGCCAGGCGACAAGGCUAGGCUUAUCAGUCCAAAAAUCAGUGGAGCGUCACCAAUGUGCUUGAAAUUCUGGUACCACAUGUAUGGUACCCAUAUCAAAAGUUUGAAUAUCUACCUAUCUCAGGGUGGAACACUGGGAACCGCAGUCUGGACAAGAAAUGGGAACCAGGGUAACAAAUGGAUACAAGGGAAUUUUCAGAUUCCAGGUGGCAGUGCAAGCUCACAAGUUACAAAUGUUGUGAUUGAGGGAGUACGAGGUGUCAGUUACCUUGGUGAUAUUGCUGUUGAUGAUGUAUCUCUCACAGGUGGACAGUGCACAGGAUCUCCAACAACUUUGUCAUCACCUGCUAAUUGUAAUUUUGAGUCAAAAAGCCUUUGUAACUAUAUACAAGACAAAACGGACAGAUUUGACUGGUCCUGGCAAGCUGGCAGCACAAGAUCUACAGCCACCGGUCCAGCAAGUGAUCAUACUUAUGGAACAGGAACAGGUCACUAUGUUUACACUGAGGCAUCGGCACCAAGAAGAACAGGUGACAUAGCACGUCUCUGGACACCAUCUUUAACAUCAGCCAAUAGUGGUUGCAUUUCAUUCUGGUAUCACAUGUAUGGAAGAAAUAUGGGUACCCUCAAUGUCUAUGCUGUACGCAACUCUACUAACCCAACCCUCGGAAAUCCACUCUGGUCACGUAAAGGAACAGCCGGAAACAUCUGGAUUCAACAAUUUGUUAACCUGCCUUCAUUGUCCAAUUUCAACGUUGUAUUUGAGGGUGUAAGAGGAAAUGGACCCUACUCAGAUAUGGCAAUAGAUGACGUGAAGAUGUUAUCCUCAUGUCCACCUCCAGGAGAUUGCAACUUUGAGUCGGGACUCUGCAGCUGGAGUAACUCAAAAACGGACAACUUUGACUGGGUCAUUUUGUCUGGGAACUCUACAGGCACCAAGCUACGUCCCACUGGGGAUCACACCUAUGGUGCUAAACAAGGACGCUAUCUAUAUAUUGGAGAUGGAAGUGUAACUACCACUGGUUCCCAUGCUGACUUAAUCGGGCCAUCAAUGCCUGCAACCAGUGCUAGUGGUGUGUGCGUUCGAUUCUGGUUCGUCUUCUCUGGGUCAUCAAGCAUUGGAAGCCUAGGGGGAUGGGUUAUACAGGGUGGUAACAGUUCAAAUGCCUGGAAGCUUUACUCUCAGCCUACCAAUGCCGGGCAGGGUCAGUGGACCCAGGGUCAGUUCCCAGUGGUCAACCGAAACAAUUACCAGAUUAAGUUCCAGUUUACAAGGACAGCCUCUGUGCGAGGAUAUGUAACUCUCGAUGACAUUACUAUAACUGCAGGAAAAUGCCAAACAAGUCCACCUGAAGCUAUGACAGGAGUACAGACAACAGCUUUCCCUACUAGCUCAACAAUAGCAACUGCUACUCAAGCACCAUCUAAAUAUGACUGUAAUUUUGAAAAUGGGUUGUGCACAUGGACACAGGCUCGAGAUGAUCAAUUCGAUUGGACAUUACAAAAAGGCUCCACCCAGUCUGGAAGUACUGGACCUUCAAAUGAUCAUACUUAUGGAAAUUCCCAAGGACACUACAUUUUUAUUGAGGCGUCAAGCCCACGGAAACUCAACGACACAGCUCGUAUUGUAUCAGCACCAGUCACGGACACCUCUGUCAAAUGUUUGCAUUUCUGGUAUCAUAUGUAUGGAACGCAUGUGAAUACUCUCAAUGUAUAUCUGAAGUCUGGAACUUCUCUCAGCUCUCCUGUGUGGAGCCACACUGGUACACUAUCCAACAAGUGGUACAGUGGAAAUAUCAAUAUUAAGGGUACAAGACAGUACAGCAUUGUGUUUGAAGGAGUUAGAGGAACCAGUUACAGAGGGGACAUUGGUCUGGAUGAUAUAUCAGUAACCACUGGCUCUUGCACAGGUGGCAGCUCAACCUGUACAUUUGAAUCAAGAUCUAUAUGUAACUACCUCCAAGAUAAGACUGAUGACUUUGACUGGACAUGGAAAUCUGGAGGCACUAGUUCCACGGGCACUGGACCCCCAGCUGAUCAUACUUAUGGCACCAGGGCAGGGUCCUAUAUUUACAUUGAGGCCUCGGCACCAAGGAGGACUGGUCAGAAAGCACGUAUAUUUUCUCCAUCACAGCCAGCUACCACAGGAGCCUGUGUGUCAUUCUAUUACCACAUGUAUGGUGCAGAUAUGGGAACUUUGAAUGUGUACGCUCGAACUGGAAAUGCAAUUGGUUCACCAAUAUUAUCAACAAUGGGUAACCAUGGCAACAAGUGGUUGAAGGCCCAGGUUUCAGUGAGAUCAUCUUCAAGCUGGCAGCUAACAUUUGAGGGUAUACGAGGGAAAGGAAUCCGAAGUGACAUUGCCAUAGAUGAUGUCAGUAUCUCUAACGGUGCUUGUAUUGGCGCUGAUGGCUCAUGCACAUUUGAGAAAGACACUUGCUCCUGGAGGAACACUCGCACAGGGGACGACUUUGAUUGGCUCCGAAAACAAGGAAAGACUGGAAGCACUGGAACAGGCCCCACAAAUGAUCAUACAGUUGGAACAUUCCUUGGUCACUACAUGUAUAUCGAAACAUCGGCUCCAAGAGUGGCUGGCAACAAAGCCUGGCUUGUAAGUCAACAGUUCAAUCCUACUAAGGCCACCCAGUGUGUGUCCUUUUGGUACCAUAUGUAUGGUCGUACUAUAGGUUCAUUAAAUGUUUAUGUCAAUGCUUCUGGCACACCAAAGCAAGUAUGGACUCAAAGUGGAAACAAGGGGAACAACUGGUUACAAGGACAAUUUCCAUUAUCAGCAGUAGCCUCCCUUUACACAAUAUAUUUUGAAGGAGUGAGAGGGUCGUCAUACUCUGGAGAUAUUGCUCUGGAUGACUUCUCAUUUUCACAAUCAUCAUGUGGAUAUCAACCUUCAAAUGCUAAACCAGGCAUGAUUAGCACCACCCCACAAAGUAGCACAGUUUUACCAACAUUCCAACCCCAGUCUAAGUAUGACUGCAGUUUUGAAAAUGGGAACUUGUGUACAUGGACUCAAGAUAUGACUGAUAACUUUAACUGGACAUUGGCCCAGGGACCAACAGGCACCAUGCUUACUGGGCCACUAGCCGACCAUACUACAGGAACUGACAAGGGAUGGUACGUCUAUGUGGAAACUUCAUCACCAAGGAAACCAAAUGACAAAGCUCGCCUUCUGUCUGCUCAGGUUCCCACGAGAACAGCCUACUGUCUUAAGUUCUGGUAUCACAUGUACGGGCCUCAUGUCAAUUCACUCAAUAUUUACAAAAAGACAAAUUCUCUCGGAAGUGCUAUCUGGAGAAAGGUCGGCACACAAGGCAACCAGUGGAAAUCUGGUCAAGUAAAUAUUCCAGCAUCCACCUCUUCCUAUAAGGUUGUAUUUGAGGGCGUGGUUGGACCUGGUUACCGUGGUGAUAUAGGACUGGAUGAUAUUAGAAUGGUGUCUGGACAAUGCCCCAAUCAAGGUGGAGUAGCAUGUACCUUUGACACGGAUACUUGUGGAUGGACACAAAGUAAAUCGGAUGCUUUUGAUUGGACAAAGAGAGCAGGCUCCACCUCCUCCAGUGGAACUGGCCCCACCAAUGAUCAUACAACAAAUACACGCUCUGGAUCUUACAUGUACAUCGAGUCGAGUUCCCCAAGACGACCUGGACAGAAGGCAUGGCUUGUCAGUCGCCAGAUUGGUUUAACGGCACCUCAGUGUCUGAACUUCUAUUAUAACAUGAAUGGCAAACAUAUUGGCAGUCUGAAUGUAUAUGUAAAGACAGGGGCCAUGUUACCAUCAUCCCCAGUCUGGACCUUGUCUGGACCCCAGGGUCCCAAAUGGGCAUUAGGACAAGCCACAGUCCAAGCUAACAUGCCAUAUAGGAUUGUGUUUGAAGGUGUGAUAGGUAAUGGUUACCAAGGUGAUAUAUCCAUAGAUGAUGUAUCCUUGUCAAAUUCAGCUUGCAAAUCACCAGGGAACUGUGACUUUGAAAGUGGAUUGUGCACAUGGACAAAUCCUGGUGCUGUUGAUGACUUCGACUGGGUACUUGGACGUGGAUCUACUUCUUCACAACUCACUGGACCAUCGGCAGAUCACACCCUAGGCAAUGCUACAGGCCAAUAUGUGUUCAUUGAGGCGUCAGCUCCAAGGAAAACCGGAGAUCGUGCCGACCUUUACAGUCUGAAGUUUGCCCCCACCCAGCCCAGAUGUAUUAAGUUCUGGUUCAACAUGCAUGGCAGCAACCUAGGCAGCCUCAGUGUGAUGAUUGUCCCAGCAAACAGCACAAACACUAGCACAACAAUAUGGCAGCUCGGACAACAAGACAUGGGUACUGCCUGGAACAGCGGACAAGUUGCUUUCUCAAGCAAAGUUCCUUUCUUUAUUGUAUUUGAAGCAGUGAGAGGCAAUGGUUACCAAGGUGAUAUUGCUCUAGAUGACAUAUCGUUCACAAAUUCCCCUUGCCAGACCCAACCAGGACAAGCGGUCACAUCUGGAAAGCUAACUACUUUCUACCCACCAGCUGGAUCCACUACCCCACCCACAGUGCCUCCCUCAAGACUAGACUGCACAUUUGAGAAAGGAUUCUGCCAGUGGACACAGGCGAGAGACGACAAUUUUGAUUGGACAAGAGCAAGUGGUCCAACCUCUUCUUCACAGACAGGACCUUCAAAAGAUCAUACACUUGGAACAGCACAAGGACAUUAUGCAUUCAUUGAAACUUCAACACCUAGAAAACCAAAUGACACAGCUAGACUCAUUAGCCCGUCCAUUGCACCACGUCUCAAUGCUCAGUGUUUAAGAUUCUGGUACCACAUGUAUGGCCCUGACGUCAACACACUAAAUGUGUACACCAAGUUUGGGAACCAGUUGGGAACUCCUGCCUGGAGCCGUACUGGAACCGUCAACAAUCAGUGGCAUUUCCAAACUGUUGAUAUAACAACAAACAAAGGAGCUUCUUUCCAGAUAGUAUUUGAGGGUGUUAGGGGCAUCAGCUACCGUGGGGAUAUUGCUAUAGAUGAUAUUACAUUCUCAACUCAACCUUGUCAGCAGACAUCCUUUACAAAGUGCAAUUUUGAGCUUGGGCUGUGCGGAUACAGGCAGGUAAAGACUGAUGUGUUUGAUUGGUCAAGAUCUAUUGGUGGAACAUCUUCCUCAGGAACAGGGCCCAGAAGUGACCAUACAUAUGGUACAAACAGAGGCCAUUACAUGUACAUUGAAGCCAGUUCACCUAGAGUGAGAGGAGAUUCUGCACAACUUGUCUCCCCUAGUUACUCUUCACCAAGAGGAGGCUGUCUCAACUUCUGGUACAACAUGAAUGGCCGUAGUAUGGGUACACUAAAUGUAGUUCUGACAAGGGGAACCAGUCAAAGACGCAUCUGGACCAAAUCAGGGAACCAGGGACUUGCUUGGCAACUUGCUCAAGUAACAGUUCCACAGAGUUCUAACUACACCAUCAUGUUUGAGGGACUUGUGGGUACUGGUUACCAGAGUGAUAUAGCAAUUGAUGAUAUUUCCAUAAAUAGCGGUGGAUGUACAUUGCCUGGCAACUGCAACUUUGAUGAUGGAACAAUGUGCACAUGGACCAAUCUGAGAACGGACAAUUUUGAUUGGCUGAUUGGAAGUGGAGGUACAAAUAGCAAAUACACUGGACCACAGAAUGACCACACCCAUGGAGAUAACAAAGGAAGGUACAUAUUUAUUGAGGCUAGUGCACCAAGAGUGAGAGGAGAUACUGCACGUGUUACAAGCCAACAGUUUAACCCGUCAACCGGCAGCUGUAUGAAUUUCUGGUACCACAUGUAUGGUUCUGGUAUUGGCCAGUUGUCUGUGUACCUGGUCACUGGCACCACAAACCAAACGUUGUGGAGACUAACAGGAAGCCAGGUCUCAACCUGGCUAAACGGUCAGAUUGGAAUUAAAAGCACCAAACCCUACAGGGUUGUGAUAGAAGGUGUGAGGGGAAGCUCCUAUCUCAGUGAUAUGGCCAUUGAUGACAUCUCAUUUACAGGAUCUUACUGUUCAGUGCAACCUUCAGCGGCAUCACCAAUUGGACAGACGACAGUGGCCACAACACCAGCUGCUGUUACUACAGUUACAGCAGGCUCAACACCAACUCCCACACAGUAUGACUGUAACUUUGAGCAAGGUUUCUGUAAGUGGGCCCAAUCUCCUGAUGACAACUUUGACUGGACCAGAACACAAGGACCUACAGGUUCCUCUUCAACAGGGCCUACAAAUGACCACACCACAGGAAAACCAAAUGGAUGGUAUAUCUUCAUUGAAACAUCGGCCCCACGUCGUCCCAAUGACACAGCCAUCAUACAGACCCCAGUGAUUCAAGAGACUCAAACUCGAUGUCUCAGUUUCUGGUACCAUAUGUAUGGUACCCAUGUCAACAUGCUUCUAGUCUACCUUAAAGCAGGUACUGUACCUGGGCUGGGAACCAAUAUAUGGCGACGAACUGGUGACCAAGGUAACAAGUGGAUUCAAGGGGAGGUCACUAUAUCACCAUCUUCUGCUGGAUACAAGGUUAUUUUCCAAGCCCUGCGAGGAAUUAGUUACCGUGGUGAUAUUGCACUUGAUGACAUCAGAAUGUCAGUAGGAACAUGUAAACAAACCAACACAGUAUGCGAUUUCGAACAGUCAACACUUUGUGGCUAUGUACAGGACAGAACUGAUACACCAAACUUCGACUGGACAUGGAAAUCCGGUAGGACCGGCUCUAGCGGUACCGGACCACCGGCUGAUCAUACAACUGGAACCUCUUCCGGACACUACAUAUACAUAGAAACAUCAUCUCCUAGACGACCUAAUGAUACAGCCAGGAUCAUUACUCCUUUUUAUCAGCCACAGAGUGCUGGUCCACAGUGUUUAAAAUUCUGGACACACAUGUAUGGAGUAGAUGUUAAUACACUAAAUGUGUAUAUAGUCACCAGCUCGCAGCCAUCAGUAAGAAGUCAAGUUUGGGCAAGGUCACUAAACCAGGGUAAUGCUUGGAGGCAGGCGUCCGUCACUGUGAACCCAGGUGGACAAUACAAGAUUGUGUUUGAAGGAGUGAGAGGAAAAGGUUACCAUGGUGAUAUAGCAAUUGAUGAUGUUUCUAUUUCAAAUGGUGCUUGCAGUGGACAAGGGGACAAGUGCAACUUCGAAAAAAAUACGUGUUUCUGGAAAAAUAUUAAUCAAGGUGAUGAUUUUGAUUGGUUACGAUCUCGCGGAAAGACAGGCAGUUCGUUUACUGGGCCAAGUGUUGACCACACACAGGGAACUACAUCCGGUUACUACAUGUAUAUUGAAACAAGUGCACCCAGAGUGAAGGGCGACAAGGCACGACUGAUCAGUAAACUUUAUUCGCCGUCCGUCCCUAAAUGUUUUAGCUUCUACUUCUACAUGUACGGUGCUGAUAUCGGCAAUCUCAAUGUGUACGUGUUGACAAAUGCGUCAUCCUCUACAUUCUCGACAGAAGCUUUGAAGUGGAGCAUGAGUGGACAGUACUUGGCUCCAAACAAGUGGGAGCUUGGGCAAUUCAAUCUCACCUCACAGUAUACUUCAAAACCAUACGAGAUCAUAUUCGAAGGAAUAAGAGGUAAAGGUUACAGAGGAGACAUUGCUAUAGAUGAUACUUCAUUAACUAUUGGAAGUUGUACACAAUAUCCAGAUAGCUCCUUGCCAAGUCAAGCAAGCCUAGGUUCCAUUACAUGUAACUUUGACUCUGAUUUCUGCCAAUGGACUCAAAGCACUACAGACCAGUUUGAUUGGACUCGCACCAACGGCUCCACCCCCAGUCAGGGUACUGGCCCACUAGGAGACCAUUCUCACACUGGUCAAGGGUCAAUAUAUGGUCAAGGAUCGUACAUUUAUAUUGAAGCCUCUGGAACCCACAGACCUGGAGACAAGGCGGAUCUAUUGACACCUGUCAUACCUAGCACAUCCUCUAAGGGAAGAUGCUUUUCUUUCUGGUACCACAUGUAUGGUGCAUCCAUCGGUACAUUAAGCAUCUACAGUAUAUCAGGAGGUAGACAGACUGUACUCUGGACAAAGUCAGGAACUCAGGGAAACAAAUGGCAACAGGCGAGCCUUAAUUACGCCAGUAAAACUGAUUUCAAGCUCGUCAUUGAAGGCACAACGACAGGUGGUUACCGUGGCGAUAUUGCUGUGGAUGACGUAUUCCUUGAGACAACACCUUGCGCUAAUUCUACAGUCGUCAAAGGAACAAAGACUUGCACAUUUGAAUCUGGACUAUGUGGUUGGACGCAGGACAAGACAGAUACGUUUGAUUGGACACUGAAUGGAAACAAGACAGGUAGUACUGGCACUGGACCAGCCUCUGACCACACCUAUGGAACUGGACAAGGACAUUAUUUAUACAUUGAGGCAUCAGCUCCGAGAAAAACAGGAGACAAAGCACGUAUAAUGACACCAACAUACCCAGCCACAUCGGGAGAAUGUGCCCAGUUCUAUUACCACAUGUACGGUACAGGCAUGGGAACACUGAUUGUUCAUACAAUGUCUAAUGGGCAGAUAACUGGCGAUAUCUUCACAAUGUCUGGUAACCAAGGAAACAAGUGGAUUCUGGGACAAGCUACAGUCCAAAGUUCAUCUUCCUAUCAACUUGUGUUUGAAGGAAUACGAGGAUCUACCUACAGCAGUGAUAUUGCCAUUGAUGAUUUUAAGAUCACACAGGGACCGUGUCCUGCCCCAGCUUCAUGUAACUUUGAAAAGGACCUUUGCGGAUACACUAACAUUCGCGGGGACCAGUUUGACUGGACUCGAGAUAAUGGUGGUACCCCAUCUUCAACAACAGGGCCUCACAAUGACCACACUACAAAUUCUGCUGCAGGAUACUAUGUGUUUAUUGAGACAAGUGCUCCAAGGAGAGUGGGAGACAAGGCGUGGCUGAAGAGUGACCAGAUAACACCAACUACUGGCUCAUGUUUAACAUUCUGGUACAACAUGUAUGGAAAAGGAAUCGGUGACCUGAAUGUUUAUCUGAUGACAAACCUCGGUCCACAGCAGACAGUAUUUAACGUGAGUGGCAACAAGGGUGACAUCUGGAUCAAAGGGCAGGCAACUCUAGCAUCCCGACAGAAAUUCUACAUCCUGUUUGAAGGGGUCAGAGGCAAAGACUUUAACGGAGACAUUGCCUUGGAUGAUAUCAGCGUUGUACCAGGAAGCUGCGGAUCACAGCCGACAGGUUCUACACAAGCCCCAACACCAUUUACAACAGCUAUUCCAGUCACUCAAUGCACAUUUGAAUCUGGAUUAUGUGGUUGGUCACAAGACACCACAGAUGAUUUUGAUUGGACAAGACAGAAAGGAAAGACAUCUAGUUCUAAUACUGGACCCAGUUUUGACCACACCACAAAGAGCAGUAAUGGCUAUUACAUAUACAUUGAAACUUCACAGCAUAAGGCCAAUAACUCUGCACGUAUCAUUAGUCCUGCUGUUACAACCCAGACAGCAACUUGUGUUUUAUUCUGGUACCACAUGUAUGGCUCUGACGUCAGUAUACUUACCAUGUACGUGAAGUCAGGUUCGAGCCUAGGAAGUCCAUAUUGGAAUAAAAUGGGUACACAAGGUGACCAGUGGCGUUUGGGUCAGGUAGAACUUGGUGCCCUUUACAAUAAACAGAUUGUCUUUGAAGCACUAAAAGGCAAUGGUUACCAAGGUGACAUUGCGCUUGAUGAUAUUACCAUUACAAAUGGUGCAUGUCCACCACCUACUGUGUGUGACUUUGAGGAUAAGACAAUCUGCGGCUAUCAACAAUUGGUGAAUGACGACUUUGAUUGGACUUGGAAGUCCGGCGCUACAGGCUCUGCUAGGACAGGACCAAUGUCAGAUCAUUCCUAUGGCACUACAGAUGGUCACUACAUGUAUACUGAGACAUCAGCUCCACGGAAACAAGGUGACAAGGCAAGACUGGCCAGUAAGACAUACCCCGCUACUAACAAUCAGUGUCUCACAUUCUGGUAUCACAUGUACGGUAGUAACAUCGGCACACUGAAUGUUUACACCAGCUCCUAUGGUCGACUUGGCACAGCUAUUUGGUCACUGUAUGGUAACCAAGGCAACCAGUGGCGUAAAGCACAGAGAACUAUUCAGACUGCUACAAAAUAUCAGGUUGUAUUUGAGGGGAUUCGAGGCUAUGGUUACCUUGGAGACAUUGCAAUAGAUGAUAUUGCAGUGAAUCCGGGUGCAUGUCCAGGCGUUGGUACAUGUGACUUUGAGAACAGUCUCUGUGGGUGGAUCCAGAGAAGUGACGACGUUUUUGAUUGGACAAGAAAGAGAGGCAGUACCCCAUCAGCGAAUACCGGACCAACAGUUGAUCAUACACUCCAAACAACUACUGGAACAUACCUGUACAUUGAGACCAGUUCUCCAAGAAAGCAGGGAGAUAAAGCUGUAAUACAAUCACAGGAGAUACAGAUCAACCCGAGUUAUUGUUUCUCAUUCUGGUAUUUCAUGCAUGGCACCUCCGUGGGCUCUUUGAACAUUAGUUACCAGUUACAGAACACACCAACAACAACACAGGUCUGGAGUAUGAGCGGUGAUCAGGGCAGUAUCUGGAAACAGGCAAAUGUUGAUAUCGGAAAUACACCAGGAACCUUCCAUAUAUUGGUUGCAGCAGACGUUGGUAGCAGUUACCUUGGUGAUAUUGCAGUAGAUGAUUUUAAGCUGGAUCAGACACCAUGUAGCCUAGUAAAUAAGAAUGGUUCUUUUGACUGUCAAGAUCAGAACCAUACCAAAAUUUCAUCAAACAAAGUUUGUGACUUCAAAAUGGACUGCCCUAGUACAGACAGGGAUGAGAUGACAUGUGGUGAUUGUGACUUUGAAAGUAACACAUGUGGCUGGGUUGAUACAAGUGCUGGUGCCCAACAAUGGAUGCAAGGCAGUAAUGGUUCAACAACUGCCAAUAUGGGCCGGGGACCAUCUUUUGAUCACACACUUGGCAAUGGCAGAGGACACUAUGUUUACAUCAGUGGAUCUACAGGAAGUUUUGGAACAGUAGCCGAGGCUGUGGGGCCCACACUCCAAGCCUGCAGCUCAACCUGCCAGGUCCAGUUCUACUACCAUAUGAUGGGAUCAGGUAUAGGAUAUCUUCAAAUUGGAAUUCGAGAAAGUGGUAAAACAACAAUCAUCCGUUACCUUAAUAAACCUGCAGGGAACAAAUGGGUCUUAUCUGCAGUUGAUAUUGGUAGAAUCAAUAAACCCUUCCAGAUUGUAAUCCAAGGACACAGAUCAUUCAGUGUUAAUGGCGAUAUUGCUGUUGAUGACGUCCAACUCAUCAACUGUAACUUCCCACCCGUAAAACCAUCCUGUCUGAGUUCACAGUUCCGCUGUCAGCGAGGUGCAUGUAUUCCAAAAACGAGUGUAUGUGAUUUCAGUGAUGAUUGUGGUGAUAACAGUGAUGAAUCGAGCAGCGUCUGUAAUUCCUAUACAGCACGGUGUAACUUUGAGGCUAGCCUGUGUGACUGGAGCCACUAUCUGUACACUGAGUCAUCGGCACCUAGGAAGCAGGGAGAUAAAGCCAGGCUUAUCAGCAGAACAUUCCAGGCAACCACAAGCUCUACUCAAACAUGCACUUUCCGAAUGUUCUACCAUAUGUGGGGUAAGAACAUAGGGUCACUGAAUGUGUACACAAGAAAUGCUGUUGGAGCUCCUUUGAAACAGAAAUGGCAGAAGAUAGGCCAAGUUGGAGACUUCUAUGAGAGGGUGGACAUCCAGAUGUUUGAAUCUCAGCCAUUCCAGGUUGUGAUUGAAGGUGUGAUAGGAAAUGGUUACCAAAGUGAUAUAGCCAUAGAUGAUAUUUCCAUGACAACAGGAUGUAAAUAUGCAACAGGUCCCUUGCCGACAGGAUCUCCUGCCCCACCUACCACUCCUAGUCCAUGUGGUACUGACUUUGCAUGUAAGAUUGGUGGGUGUGUCCCCAAGAGUCAGGUGUGUGACUUUGUCAAUCAGUGUACUGAUGGAUCAGAUGAGGCACAGUGUGGCACAUGCACAUUUGAGAAUGGUCAGUGCGGUUGGAGGGACGUGAGCUCCGGACGUUACAACUUCCAUCUCUUCAAUGGAUCUUCACCAGGAUCAGGAGGACCUAGAACGGAUCAUACAACCAACAAAGCGACAGGUCACUACAUUCUUGUAGAGGGAUCUACUGGGGCAUUCUACUCUAGGGCUCAUAUUGAGACCCCUGUACUUGGACCUACAGGCCCCAGCUGUCAGAUGCAGUUCUUCUAUCACAUGUAUGGAGUAAAUGCAGGAAAUAUGCGAGUUCGGGUACAAAAUGCUAACAAGACAACAGAUAGGACAUAUAUUUGGAGUAAGACUGGUAACCAGGGCAACUCAUGGAAGAAAGCUGUUGUUGAUAUAGGACAGCUCCCUGCUGGAUACAAGAUACAAUUCGAGGCCCUACCAAGCAGAUCAAUUUUAUCAGGCAUUCCUCAGUCAGAUAUGGCGUUUGAUGACGUAACCUUCAUCAACUGUGGUGCUACCACAGUAGACAGCAAUACAACUGUGAACUGCACAUUUGAGAAUGGAUUCUGUAAUUUCCGACAAGUUGCCACAGAUGAUUUUGAUUGGACAUGGACCAACACAAGUACACCAACAGUCGGCACUGGACCUGACAGAGACCAUACCACUGGAGCAGGAGCUUAUAUUUAUAUGGAAACAUCGUCGCCACGUCACAAGGGAGAGAGAGCUGUAAUCACCUCUGGAAUUCAACCAGCCACACUGUCCAGCGGCCAGUGUCUCUCCUUCUGGUACCACAUGUUUGGUGCCCAUGUCAGCACACUUAAUGUAUACCUGAAGACACAAGGUGGGAACCAGACAAUGAUUUGGUCAAGGUCACGCACACAAGGAAAUGUAUGGAGAAAUGGAUUGAGAACCAUUAAAAGCCCGGUACCAUAUGAGAUCCUGUUUGAAGGAAUUGUCGGAUACAGUUGGCAGGGUGAUAUUGCACUAGAUGACAUUUCACUGAACCAAGAAAAAUGCCCUCCACCAAGAACAUGUGAUUUUGAGGCAGACACUUGUGACUGGGUCCAGGAUACCACUGAUCAGUUUGACUGGUUACGGCACAGGAAUGGUACAGCUUCCAGAAAUACUGGACCAACAGUAGAUCACACCACAGCUAGUCCAGAUGGUUAUUACUUGUACAUUGAGUCAUCAUCACCUAGGAAGAUGUUUGACCUUGCCAGGAUCACCACCCCACAGUUCUCUAACAGUCAGGGAUCUAAUUGCCUCUCAUUCUGGUACCACAUGUAUGGUGCAAAUGUUGGGAAUCUCACUAUUUACCUACAAGAUGGCCCCACAAAGAAAAUGGUGUUCAAGCGACAAGGGAACCAAGUGAACCUGUGGAUGUACUCUGCCCUCACAUUGAGGCCAACCAGUGCCAAUUUUAAGGUGAUAUGGGAAGGCACUGUGGGUAAUGGUUAUCAAGGAGACAUUGCUAUUGAUGAUGUCAAGAUACUGCCUGGAAAAUGCCCACCCAUUGGAAACUGUAACUUUGAAUUAGACACUUGUGGCUGGACCAAUACUAAUGCCGACAAUUUUGACUGGUUGAGAAGUGCCGGUUCAACACUCACAAGAGGCUCAGGUCCUACAGUUGACCAUACAACAAACUCUGAUGCAGGAUUCUACAUGUUUAUAUCUGCCCUUGGAAGGAACGCAGGUCAGAGGGCCUGGCUUUACAGCCAGUACUUUGCACCUACCUCAGGAACAUGCAUGUCUUUCUGGUACUUCAUGUAUGGACAAAAUGUUGGUUCAUUGAGACUGUAUCAGCCAACAGCCAAGAAUACAUCUCUUCUCUGGCAGAUGUCUGGUAACCAAGGCAGCAGCUGGAGAAAUGCUCAAGUUACUAUAAAUAGCACCAAUAACUGGCAGGUGACUUUUGAUGGGCAGAUUGGCUCAGGUAUUCAAGGAGACAUUGCUAUUGAUGAUGUGAUAUUUACUCAGGGCAAAUGUACUGGUGUUAUACCAACAUUUUCUACAGCAACAUUCAGCACGCAGCCAACACCCACAUACCCACCAACUCCAUACGAUUGUUCCUUUGAGAAGUCACAACAACCAACUUGCAGCUGGACUCAGGAUAGCACAGACCAGUUUAAUUGGACACCUAAACAAGGCAGUACUGGAUCCCUCAACACUGGGCCAACAUUUGAUCACACUUUACAGAAUAGAAAUGGUCACUAUAUCUACAUCGAGGCAUCAGGACGUUCACCUAAUGAUACUGCUAGAAUCAUCAGCCAAAAUGUGAACCUAGGAACUGGUGGAAUGUGCUUGAAAUUCUGGUACCAUAUGUAUGGGUCAGAUGUAUACAUGUUAAAUGUAUAUGCCAGGCAAGCAGGUAGUUUGGGAAAACCACUAUGGACUAAAACAGGCACCCAAGGAAACAAAUGGGUAUUUACAGAUGUCUAUAUCACACCACAGACACUAAAUCCUCCGCAAACUAAUACAGUGAAUGUCAAUUUUGUGAUUGAAGGAGUUGUGGGAAAGAGUUACAAAGGAGAUAUUGCCAUUGAUGAUGUGUCUGUUAAUGAUGGAACAUGCCCACCUACAGAUGAUUGUGAUUUUGAAUCGAAGACAAUCUGUGGUUAUACCCAGGAUACGACAGACAAUUUUGAUUGGACUAGAGCUUUUGGUGCAACAGCAAGUUUAGGAACAGGACCUGUGAAAGAUCAUACUUACGGCACCUCAACUGGCUAUUACAUGUAUAUUGAAACAUCUGCUCCAAGACGUCAAGGAGACAAGGCCAGAUUAAUCAGUCCAUCAUACCAGCCCUCGACUGGCCGCUGCAUGACCUUCUUUUAUCACAUGCGUGGAAAAGGAAUGGGUACUUUGAAUGUAUACAGGAAACAGCAAAAUAGACUUGGCCCAGCAAUCUGGACAGCAUCAGGAGAUAAAGGAUUCCAGUGGAAUCCGGCACAAGUAAACAUCAACAGCAAUACGCCAUUCCAGAUUGUGUUUGAAGGUGUUCGGGGUACUACAAUCACAGGUGAUAUUGCAAUUGAUGAUUUGUUUAUCCGAGAUGGCCAGUGCAAGCAACCAGGAUACUGUGAUUUUGAAAACGACUUUUGUACUUGGACUAAUAUGAUAACUGUAGACGAUUUUGACUUUGUUCGGUUCAAAGGUUCAACUAGCAGUGCAAGUACUGGACCCACAUCAGAUCAUACACUUGGAACAUCUCAAGGUUAUUAUAUCUACAUUGAGUCUUCAUCUCCACGAAAGACUGGUGACAAAGCAAGGCUUAGGUCACAAUACUUUGGCCCUACCUCCUCCAGCUGUCUGAAUUUCUGGUAUAACAUGUAUGGAUCCAACAUUGGCAGUCUGAAUAUAUACACACAACAGAUCUUAGGUCAGAGUCCACUGAAUCGUAUCUUCACACUAUCUGGAGACCAACAACAGGGCUGGAAGCAAGGCUAUGCUGCAAUCUCUUCCAAAACACAAUUUUCAGUUAUUAUUGAAGGAGUUAUCGGGAACGGUUAUAAAGGUGAUAUUGCUCUCGAUGAUAUCUCUCUGACAGUUGGACCAUGCCCUCAGGCCACUGUGUCACCCCCUACAUUUAGCUGUGGAGGAACAGGAAGUACGCCAAUACCAGCAAAUAAAGUGUGUGACUUUAAACAGGAUUGUAGUAAUGGUGCGGACGAGGCUAACUGUGGAACAUGUAAUUUCGAUUCUUUGAAUUAUAAACUGUGCGGAAAUACAGACGUAAGUGCAGGUUCCUUCUAUUGGAGUCUUGACAGUGAUGGGACACCGACAAAUAAUACCGGUCCUCGUUUUGACCAUACCACUGGCAGUGUUGGAGGUUAUUAUUUGUACGUGGAUGCCACCCAGGGAAAGUCAAACGCCUUAGCCACACUUCAGACACCACUUCUCCAACAGGCGGCAUCAACCUGUCAGUUUACGUUCUGGUACCACAUGUAUGGCAGAAGCAUUGGACAACUCUCUGUCUCAAGCAAGGUAGGAGGACAGAUUACAAACAUCUGGACAUUAUCUGGCAAUCAAGGAAAUGCAUGGAAAAAGGGGUCAGUUGAUAUAGGACGCAUAAAUCAACCAUUCCAGUUACUUAUUCAAGCUAAGAGAAGUUACUCAGUUUUGGGAGAUAUAGCUAUUGACGACUUCAAGUUUACAAACUGUGCACCUCCACAACCGCAAGGGUCAUGCACUUCAAGCCAGUUUCAAUGCAGCAAUAAUGUGUGUAUUGAUAAGAAUCGUGUCUGUGACUAUACUGAUGAUUGUGGAGAUGGUAGUGAUGAGAGGAUAACACAGUGUACCCAGUAUUCUCGUUGUGAAUUCUCAAACUCUUUUUGUUUCUGGACUCAAGACAAAGGAGACCAAUUUGACUGGAGAAGAAAAGCAGGUAAAACUACUUCUGCUAAUACAGGCCCUACACGUGAUCAUACUACUGGACUUGUAACUGGGUAUUACAUAUACAUUGAAACUUCAGCCCCAAGGAAACAAGGGGAUGCAGCCAGACUGGUAUCUCCUGUAUACCAAGCAACAACUGUAACAUCUGCCUGUUAUUUCACUUUUUAUCACAACAUGUACGGCAGGACAAUGGGUAGCCUUAAUGUGUAUGCAAGACAACAGGACCUGUCAGUGACCAAACUUUGGAGUAAAUCUGGCUCACAGGCAAAUGUUUGGGUGAGAACAUCACUGCAGCUAAUUUACAAUCAGCCUUUCGAGAUAAUUGUUGAAGGUGUUCGAGGUUCUUCUUUCUACGGAGACAUAGGACUUGAUGACACAGUAUUUACAUCAGGGUGUAUCAGAUCAACAGCUCUUUUCCCACCACAGUUUAGUGUCCCCCCAUCUGGGGCAACAACACCAAGUCCAACAUGUGGUGGUGGACAAUUUCAGUGUCCAGCUAGUAAGUGUAUUCCAAUGUCAAGUGUUUGCGACUUCAAAAACGAUUGCUUCGACGGUUCUGAUGAGAUAAACUGCGGACCAUGUACAUUCGAAGUAGAUUCUUGUAAUUGGCGUGAUAUCAGUGCCGGACGUUAUUCAUGGACCAAGGCUCUAGCAGCUAACAACGUAGGUCCAACCAGUGAUAAUACCCUCCAUACCGGACUUGGUCAUUUUGCUUUAGUGAAAGGAUCAAACGGUGUCUUCUAUGACAAGGCAAUAUUUUCAAGUCCAGCACUCCCGAAGUCUUCCCCGACAUGUCAGAUGAGCUUUUAUUACAAUAUUUACGGAGCAAAUACUGGCUCCCUCUCGGUAACAGCUUAUAUCAAUGGUUCGGUAACUAAAUUAUGGAGUACAACCGGAUCUCAAGGGAGUAGAUGGAAUAAAGCAACCGUUUAUAUUGGACGCCAGUUUGGUAUGGUGGCAAAAGGCUAUCAUAUGAGAUUUGAGGCACUCCCAGUCAAAGGUUUUGCAGCUUCAAGGACCGCAGAUGUUGCUGUUGAUGACAUAAUGUUCCAGAACUGUAACCCUGGGACCCCACCACCGACAGUUACUUGUACUUUCGAUACAGACUUCUGUUCAUGGACCAAUGCUCUAAGUGACCAGUUUGAUUGGACUCGUAACAAUGGCAGCACCAAGUCAGUAGGCACCGGACCUCAUGGAGAUCAUACCUCUGGACAAGGGUCAUAUGUCUAUAUAGAAACUUCUGUCCCACGACAUAAAGGAGAUCAAGCACAGCUGUCAUCACCUGUACUCUCCCCAACCAGCGCUGCGGGAAGUUGUUUGUCGUUCUGGUAUCACAUGUUUGGGCCAAACAUCGGCACUUUGAAUUUAUACAUGCAGACUCAGUAUAAUAAGACACUUUUCUGGUCAAAAUCGUCGUCACAGGGUGAUGUAUGGAAGAAAGGACAAAGAACAUUGAUUUCAAGAAUAGACUACACCUUAAAUUUUGUUGGUAUUGUUGGUAAUGGUUACCAAGGAGACAUUGCAAUUGACGAUAUUUCGAUUUCAUCCAGUCCUUGCCCUCCAGAUCCUGCCUGUGAUUUUGAAACCAAUUUCUGCAGCUGGACACAGUCAAAAACAGACAAUUUUGAUUGGUUAAGAUCAAAAAAUGGUACAUCAUCAAGAAACACAGGACCUCCUUUUGAUCAUACCUUUGGUUCUGAUUCAGGUUAUUAUGCUUACAUUGAAACAUCCGCUCCAAGAAGAUCUGGAGACAGAGCUUCUUUGAUUAGUCCAGCUUUUACAAGUAUUGCUACACAGUGUUUUACUUUCUGGUACCAUAUGUAUGGAGCUACAAUUGGAAGACUUGUUAUCCACCAGAAUAAUCAAGGUGCCGUAACAUCCGUAAAGGAGAUCUGGCUCAGAAGUGGUGACCAUGGUAAUGUCUGGAGAAGGGGCAGAGUAACUGUUAAUUCGCAAGGAAAGCCAUAUACUUUGGAAAUUAUUGGCUAUAAAGGAAAUGGAUACACAGGAGACAUUGCUAUAGACGAUUUGGAAAUGAUUUCAGGAGCGUGUCCACCACAAGACUUCUGUGACUUUGAAAUGGACACUUGUCAGUGGACUAAUGCAUUAAGUACGGAUGACUUUGAUUGGCAAAGGGAUAAUGGAGGAACACCAAGCGCAAUAACAGGCCCAAAAGUUGAUCACACUCUCGGAAGUUCACAGGGUUACUAUAUGUUUAUUGAGACCUCUGGAACAAAUAGGAAGGCUGGCGAAAAAGCAUGGCUUAUCAGUGACUACCAAGAUCCUCAGACUGCUGCAUGUUUGUCAUUCUGGUAUCAUAUGUACGGUGCAGGCAUUGGGUCAUUAAAUGUCUAUACACAACUAACUAGGGGCACAGCUAAGACCCUUAAAUGGACAAGCAGUGGCAACCAUGGAAACGUUUGGAAAUAUGCUUUGGCAAAUGUUCCUAGCAGUAGCCAAUACACAAUCAUUAUUGAAGGUGUAAGAGGUGGAAAUUACACAGGAGAUAUUGCAAUUGAUGACGUACGCAUAUCCCACACGUCAUGCUCGAAAGUGACAGUAGCACCUACAAGACUUCCUGUUGGGUCUUCUCCAGCUACAUACCCACCCUCUCCGCUAGAUUGCACUUUUGAAAUAGGACUUUGCAACUGGGCCCAAGACAAGACAGACAAUUUCGAUUGGUCAACACAUACCGGAGCAACUGCAACAAGGAAAACCGGACCAACAGCAGACCACACCCUUCAAAAUAAUGCCGGUCACUACAUGUAUAUUGAAGUAUCUGGACAAGCUGCGAACCGUUCCGCCAGACUGAUAAGCUCAAGUCAGAACAUUGGUGCCGGCGGUCUAUGUUUCAAGUUUUGGUAUAACAUGUAUGGUGCAAAUGUGAAUACUCUUAAUAUUUAUGCACAGAAGGGCACACAAAAAACCCUUCUUUGGACUAAGUCUGGCAACAGAGGGCUAGGAUGGAACUAUGGACAGACGUACGUUAGUCAACCAGGACAGACACAGAUCGUUAUCGAAGGGUUAGCAGGUACUAGAUUUGAUGGCGAUAUUGCAAUUGAUGACCUAAGUUCUAACACUGGAUACUGUCCUCCGCUAACAACAUGCGACUUUGAAGAAGGUUUUUGUGGCUUUGCUCAAGAUACUACCGAUCAGUUUGAUUGGUCGCGUCAUUCUGGAUAUACUGGAACAUCAGGAACCGGUCCUAGCACAGAUCACACUGAAGGAACCAGCACUGGGCACUAUAUUUACAUAGAGUCAUCAUCUCCUCAGCAUCCUGGAGACAAAGCAAGGAUUGAUAGUCCAGUUUAUAAUCCAACAUCUGGUUCUUGUCUCACCUUCUGGUACAGUAUGAAUGGAAACCAGAUUGGUUCUUUGAAUGUUUACAAAAAGGUACGAUCUAAUAGAGGACAAGCUAUCUGGACAUUAUCUGGGAACCAGGGAAUUAAAUGGCGCAAAGCUCAAGUGUCCAUUUCUAGCACAACAACAUACCAGGUUACUUUCGAAGGUGUGAUCGGGUCAGGUUACCAUAGCGACAUUGCUAUUGAUGACAUAAAUCUUUCUGCAGGACUAUGUCCGUCUCCAGGAUCUUGUAACUUUGAGACUGAUCUCUGUGACUGGGUAAAUGCAAACGGUGGCGACAACUUUGAUUGGGAAAGAACACAAGGUAGCACAGUAAGUGCUGGUACCGGACCAAGUGUUGAUCAUACUUUAAAAACUGCUUACGGAACAUACUUGUACAUUGAAGCAUCUGCACCUCGGAAACCAGGAGAUAAGGCGUGGUUAGUGUCCAGCACUUACGCUAACAAUACAGCCUUGUGCGUCUCAUUUUGGUACAAUAUGAACGGAGUCGGAAUGGGAACUCUUAAUGUAAACGUUUGGCCGUAUAACACUGGAUUAAAUCAAACAAACAUUUGGAAAAAAACUGGAAAUCAAGGUCCAAAUUGGAUACAAGACCAAGUUCAAGUCAUUGACCCAGGUGUAAAUUAUAGAAUUGUAUUUGAGGCCAUAAGAGGAAGUUCUUAUAAUUCUGACAUAGCUAUUGACGAUAUUGUUGUACUUCCUGGCAAUUGUAAUGGCCAACAGAUCACCACAGCAAAUCCUUGUGCUGUUUCGUGUGGUGGCAAGUGCGUAAGUAGUAAUAAGGUCUGUGACCUUGUUGCUGACUGUUAUGAUGGAAGUGAUGAAAAGCCUUGCGGUUAUAACUGUAACUUUGAAAAUGGUACUUGUAAGUGGUCAAGUCUUAAUAAUACACGUUUCCAGUGGAAAAUGGGAAAUGGUGGUACUCCAACUGAUGACACAGGACCUCUGAUUGAUCAUACUACUUUGGGACCAAAUGGGCAUUAUAUGUAUGUUGAUGCAGCAAAGGGCACGGCAUUUGCUACAGCUCAGUAUGUAAGUCCACAGCUUAAACAGGCUUCUGCUACUUGUGAAAUGGUAUUCUACUAUCAUAUGUACGGUGCAAAUGUCGGAUCAUUGACUGUCCAGAUUCAACAAGGUUACUCUAAAACUCAAGUAUUCUUCCUAACUGGUGAUCAGAAGAAUGUGUGGAGAAAAGGAACUGUGAAUAUUGGACGAAUUCGAAACAGUUUCAAUGUUAUUAUCUCCGCCAAAAGAUCAUAUGCUACUAGAGGGGACAUUUCAAUUGAUGACAUACAUUUCCAAAACUGUGGUUACCCCGUAACACAACCAAAAUGCACUGCAAAUCAGUUUAGAUGUGGCACUGGGAUUUGUAUCGGUAAUUCAAGAGUGUGUGACAUCACAGACGACUGUGGCGAUCGUUCAGAUGAAAAGAACUGUUCUGGCUUAAAUUACCGUAAAUGUACUUUUGAACAAGGUUUUUGUUUCUUCACCCAAGACAAACGCGAUGAUUUUGAUUGGACACGUCAUGCAGGCCAAACAAACACAUUGGCAACUGGACCCUCUAGAGACCACACUCUAAACAGAGCUAGUGGGCACUAUCUGUAUAUUGAGACAUCAACGCCUAGAAAGCCUGGUCAGAAGGCAAGACUUGUAAGUCCGUUCAUCUCGGCGACAUCAAAAUCACCAUACUGUAUAAUGAGGUUUUAUUACGAAAUGUAUGGCGCAGACGUUGCUACUUUAAUGAUAUAUUAUAGAACUGAAGUCAAUGGACAACUUACUAGAUUAUGGGGAAGACGCGGUCCGGUGGGAGACUACUUUGCGAGAAGUGAGGUCUCCAUAUACAAUAGCAAACCAGUGCAAAUUGUUAUCGAGGCAACAGUGGGUACAAGCUACCACGGAGAUAUUGCUAUAGAUGACGUCAGUUUUACACCAGCUUGUAAAAUAUUUUCGGGACCGGUACCUACAGACAUAGUGCCACAUCCAACGCCUCCGAACCCAUGUGGUGCAGGAAAGCAACCGUGCGCAAACAAACUGCAGUGUGUGCCUAUUUCCAAUGUAUGUGACUUCAUAAACUAUUGCUCAGAUGGAUCUGACGAAUCAAACUGUGGUCAGUGUAAUUUUGAGAAUGGUCUCUGUGGCUGGCAGGACAUGAGUUCGGGACAAUAUGCUUGGGAAAGACACAAUGGCACUACACCGUCGCCUGUUUCGGGACCUACCACAGAUCACACAUAUGGCAGCAGUAAAGUUGGAAAUUACAUGUUUAUUGAUGCAGGGAAGGGAACCUUCUUAGGAAAUGCUGAUUUAGUUUCUCCAGUGUAUGGACGUCUUGCAUCAACUUGUGAAAUUCAGUUUGCCUACCACAAGAAGGGAGAUCUAGGGGGAUUCCUUAGACUAUAUUUAAUUCCACCAAAUAUACAACCCACAAAUCCUGUGGGACGAAUUCUAUUAUGGUCUGCCAACCAGCCGAAUAAUAAUUGGCAAGUUGCUCAUGUGAAACUUCAGUCAAGAGCCCCAGGUUACCGGCUUGUUUUUGAAGCUAUCAAGCAUCUACAGACAGGAGAUAUGGCUAUUGAUGACGUCCAGUUCAACAAUUGUGCCGUAACAGCAGGAACAGGAACUUGUAAAUCUAAUCAGUUCACGUGUGCCAGAGGAUCAUGUAUAGAUAACAAUCUUGUUUGUGAUUGGUCAAAUGACUGCAGUGACAAUUCAGAUGAAAAAGCUUGUUCUAAGUAUACUGAGAGAUGUAAUUUUGAGACUGAUAUUUGUAACUGGGUACAAGUGAGUGGUGAUGACUUCAAUUGGUCCUGGCAGUCUGGUGGAACAUCAACCGUAGGGACAGGUCCAAGAUUGGACCACACAUACGGGAAUCUUACAGGACACUACAUCUUUAUCGAAACAUCAUCACCGAGGAAAAAUGGUGACAAGGCAAUGCUCUACAGCCCGGUUUUCCAAACAAGUAAUUCAGGUCGGUGCCGAAUGAGAUUUUUCUACCAUAUGUAUGGCGUAAAUGUAAAUGCUUUGAAUAUCUAUACAGAGCAGUUUGAAAUGGGGCCAAUGGUCAUUGCUUGGAAUAUGACAGGCCAACAGGGUGAUUCAUGGACAAGAGCUGAUGUACCCCUCACAAGUGAAGCUCCAUUCAGAGUUCUCAUUGAGGGUAUUGUUGGCAAUGGCUACAAAGGUGAUAUUGGAAUUGACGACAUCUCAUUUACUCCUGACUGUCACAUUAUAUCCGCAGAAGCCACCCUUCCUGUUGCUCUCACAACACCAUCCGUCUGUGGUGCAGGUAAAAGACCAUGUAAAAGCGGAAAAUGUCUGCCUUCAAGUGCCUUCUGUAACUUCCGGUCAGAUUGUGAUGACGGCUCAGAUGAAAGUCAGUGUCCAGUACUUACUAACUUCGAAGAUGGAACAUUCCAGUAUUGGCAAAAUGAUGUAAAGAACAACUUUAACUGGACUGUAAACUCAAACGGCAACCCUACUCAGAACACUGGUCCUUCACAAGAUCAUACUACAUCGACGUCUUCAGGAAAAUUUGCCGUGACAACCGGUCAGGUAACAUCAGUCUCUAGAUACGUUUCACGGCUUGUUAGUCCAAUGUAUAACCAAGCUGGAAAAACUUGCAAUUUUACGUUUUGGUACAAUGUUCACGGAAAUGAAUUUUCAAACAUAAAUGUAUAUCUUAGGAAAUUGCGCUUGAUUAAGUUGUGGAGUGUAUCCGGUAAUAAAAUGACUUCCAGUCAAGACUCUUGGCAGUUUGCCCAGGUGUCCUUACCUACAUGUGCCGCAUUCUUUCAAAUCAUCAUAGAGACAACAUCAUUCGGUGCAUACGGUAACAAGCAAGGCUUUGUUGCAAUAGAUGACCUGCAGUUUAAAAACUGUGAAUACCCCGCACCUACUGCUAGCAGUUGCAUGAUGGGUCAGUAUACCUGCGCUAGUGGCCAUUGUGUACCGGAAACACAGAAAUGUGACUUCCAGCCAGACUGCUGUGAUGGAAGUGACGAAAAUAGGGCGACAUGCUCCGGAUACAAUAUGUGUGACUUUGAAUUUGGCCUUUGUGGUUGGCAACAGUUAACAAAUGAUCAGUUUAAUUGGCAAAGACAUCGCGGCCCAACAUCUUCUUAUGGCACCGGACCGUCAGCAGACCAUACCACUGGUACAGACAGUGGAUAUUACCUAUACAUAGAAUCAUCUCAGCCUAGAAAACAAGGCGAUAUAGCUAGAAUUUCAUUCAGCUUACAGAAGCCAGUUGGAGUUUGUGCAAUGAGAUUUUGGUAUCAUAUGUAUGGCACUGACGUUGGAAAUCUCAAUGUGUACAUGUUUUCUCUAAAUACCGGUUUGGUAUUUAUGUCGGGUGUAAAUGGAACACAAGGAAAUCAGUGGAUAAGACAGUCGGUCACUUUUAAUGCCGUGACAUCUUUCCAGGUCAUCAUAGAAGGCAAAAUUGGUGUUGGUUACAAUGGUGAUAUUGCUAUAGAUGAUUUAUCUUUUACACCAGGGUGUGGAGCACCAACUUCUGCCGCUCCACCAACCUUCCAGACUCCAUCACACCUACCAGGAUCAACACCGAAACCUUGUCCAGUUGGGCAGUAUACUUGCAACAGUGGUCAGUGCAUCGCAGUAACUAAUGCUUGCAAUGGAAUCAACGACUGCUCAGAUGGUUCUGACGAAUCUCGAUGUCCGCAACCAUGUUCUUUCGAAAGUGACCAAUGUGGUUGGACUGAAGUUGUAAUGGAUGGAUUUGAUUGGAGAAGGUCUAGUGGGGCACUUGCAAGUGCAGCUGGUAUGAUGAAAUUUGCUCCAACCAUUGACAACACGCGCAAAACAAUGAACGGAUUCUUCAUGUAUGUGCAAGACACAACAAAUGGACAGACUCAGGGUAAACUUGCACAGCUGACAAGCCCCAUUCUCUAUUCAGCCAGUCAGGAAUGUAAGAUACAGUUUGCAUACUACCUCAAUGGACAGGACGUUGGUCAGAUGUUCUUAAGAGUUCAAGAAGCUGGUUCCGAUCCAGUACCUCUUUGGCACAGACUUGGUAUUAGUGGUGUAGCCUGGAAAACUGUGACCGUCGGACUUGGCAAACAUGUAGGAUCGUUUAACGUUGCAUUUCAGAAGACAUCAGGAGCCUAUAAAGGACAGUCUGCAAUUGAUGAUAUCAGGUUCCUUGACUGUGUCCCACCAAAACCCCAAGCACAAUGUUCCGGAAGCCAAUUCACAUGUGCAAAUAAAGCAUGUGUCGGGAUACAUAUGAAGUGCGACAUGAAUAAUGACUGUGGUGAUAAUUCUGAUGAAGUCAGUUGCAACGGCUACAGACAGAUGAACUUUGAAAAUGACCUUGGGGAUAUCACGCAACCAACUGAAGACGAAUUUGAUUGGAUAAUGUCAUCUUCAAACAGAAACAUAUCAUUUUUCCCAGGACCUCCGUUUGAUCAUACAACAGAGACUAGUUCAGGAAAGUAUCUAUAUAUAGAUGCUACAAAUCACGUUUAUGGCAGCAGGGCGUGGCUCCUAGCUGGCACAUUCCAGUCUACAGCGCAAAACGAUUGUAAAAUGAUAUUCUACUUGUAUAUGUAUGGGCUAAAUGUAAACACCUUGAAUGUGUAUUACAGAGUGUACAAUUCUGGUGCCCCGACUAAAUCUCUAUACACUGUUACUGGAGAACAAGGUGCUUAUUGGCAGAGAAUUAGUGUUCCUCUUAGGAUUUCACAACCCUUCCAAGUAAUAAUAGAAGCUCAGGCAGGAAACCUUGACCUUGGCGGUGUAGCUAUCGAUGACUUAUCAUUUUCUCCUGGAUGCGGAGCCCCUACCUCGGCACAACUUCCAACUCCUCCAACAACCAUAACAACGCCUUCAACAGUAUCUACAACAGUGGCCGGAAGUAAUUGUACCAAUGGCCAGUUCACCUGCAGAAGCGACCUCAAGUGCAUUGAUGCGAUAAAUGCCUGUGAUUUCAAUAAUGACUGUGCUGACGGCAGUGAUGAGAAGGACUGCGUGAGCGUAACCUGUGGUUUUGAAGAUGGACAAACAUGUGGGUGGUCAAUUGGACAUGCUGAUGCACCCAAUCCAGAUGAGUCAUUUACAUGGCAGUUAGGACAAGCUCAGACCUUCAUGAACUCGCAGUAUAGCCCCAAGAGUGAUGCGUCACAGAGAAUGCCAACAGGAUGGUAUGCCUUCGCUACAAGCUCAAAGGGAUCUUUCCACGAUACAACAAGUUUGUAUACGCCUAUAAUUGGGCGCACAGGCCCACAGUGUAAGCUUCAGUUCUUUUACUAUAUGGAUGGACCAUCCGUCGAUUCACUCAUAGUAUACGUUUCUACUCACGAUGGAAAUACACAGCUUUGGGAGACAACUGGAGGAAAGGGUCAGCUUUGGCAACCUGCAGUAGUCUUCGUCGGUGCUAGGCAGAAAUUUGCUAUAGGCAUUCAGGCUAGACGUGGUGGAAUGUUCAGUGGUGGGAUCUCGGUGGAUAAAGUACAAUUUGUCGAUUGCAAGCCACCAGUAGUACAGCCAACAUGCAACAGCAACCAAUUUGCAUGCAGAAAUAAAUACUGUAUUGAUCCUCAGCUUCAAUGUAACUACGCUGAUGACUGUGGGGACAGAUCAGAUGAAAACACAAAACUGUGUGACAUUACAUACAAGGGCAGGUGCUCCUUCACAAAUGAAAUAUGCAGCUUCUGGAAAAAUGCUUUAGAUGACCAGUUUGACUGGACAUUGGCCAAGGGCUCCACACCUACUCUUGGAACAGGACCAAGUGUUGACCACACAUCACACACAGAAGCAGGUGGAUAUUUAUACAUAGACGGGUCUGCACCAAGGAAACCUGGUGAUUAUGCAAGGUUGACGUCACCAACUAUCAGUGGUUUAUCAAAGAACUGCGCUCUUCGACUGUGGUACCAUAUGUGGGGAAAUGAGCUAGGCACACUGACUGUAUCCAAGAGGGUGUCAUACUUGCAGCCUAUUCGAGGCCUGAGUGACCUUUCUUCUAUUCAAGGCGAUCACGGUGAUGUCUGGAAACUUGCAACUUUUGUCAUGGACACCCCUACCGAGAAUGUAGAUUUCCAGAUUGUGAUACAAGGAAGUGUUGGUAGUGGUGUACACAAUAACAUUGCUAUAGAUGAUAUCUCACUGACUCCUGGAUGCCAGAUCGGAGGCCAUGUACCUGGACAGCCAACACCACCCAGCACAACGGUCGGAUCCUGUGGACCUGGUCAACUGCAAUGUAACAACAAAAAUAAAUGUUACUCAUUCAAGGAGCAGUGCGACUUUAUUGAUGCUUGUGGCGACAAUUCUGAUGAAGCAAGUUGUGGAACAUCAUGUGAGUUUGAGACCAAUAAUAUGUGCGGAUGGAAGAAUUCUGGUCGUGACAAUGCAAACUUCAAACUCAUAGCAGCUGGCAGUUCGCCAGGACCAAAGACUGACCAUACUGUUAGCAAUGCAAAUGGUCACUACAUUUAUGUACAGAACGGUCAAAACCCUAUAGGGUAUGCCGCCUUGUUGGAAUCUAGCAUGUAUUUCUCAUCUGGUCCAUCAUGCCAGAUGACAUUCUGGUACAAUGCAUUUGGCUCCAUAGGCUCCGUCAUCCAGGUUGUGUUGAAAACUAAACAGGCACAAGGUGUUCGACUGUACUCCGUCACCACCAACAGUUCCAAUACUUGGCAGAGGGCACAGUUUAAAGUUGGUUCCUUCCAGACGUUCUCCUUUAUGAUAGAAGUUGUCUUCCCGAGAAAUGCUCAGGGUCAUAUUGUAGCAAUUGAUGAUAUCAACUUUUCAAAGUGUACUCCAAGUAUAGUCGGUAAUUGUACUGGUAGCCAGUUCCUAUGCUCCAAUCAUCAACAGUGUAUACCAAGGAACAGACGUUGUGACAAAACAGUUGACUGUAAUGACGGAUCGGAUGAGGACGGCUGUGUUCCAAAUGCUGGAGAUUGUAAUUUUGAUGCGCAAAAUUGGAAGUCUCUAUGUGGGUGGACUCAGAGGUUGGACGACGAUGCUGAUUGGAUGCAGGCUACCUACCGACAAAAUAUUGGGACUGGAGCUGACGCAGAUCAUCAGGGCACCCAAAAUGGACAAUUUCUCACAAUAAACAGUGGCAACAUGCGUCCAGGAGAUAUUGCGGACGUACAGACUCCAUUUUUCCCAAGCAGCACAGGUGUCUGCUACGUUCGUUUCUACUACUACAUGUUUGGCUCUGACAAUAUAGGUCCUCUGAGGGUAUAUACAUACAACAUCAACAACCAGAAGAACUUGAUGUGGUCUAUCAGCGGGAACAAAGGACAGAGCUGGCAGUAUGCCAAUGUUUUGAUUGGUGACAAUGCUAAUUUCAGUGUGAUUUUUGAAGCUACAGCCGGUGACAAGGCUAAAUCAGAUAUUGCUAUAGAUGACGUCACUUUCACACCUGAAUGCAAAACUGGUCUACCACCUGUAAAACUAACAAGACCAAAGUGCAAUGCUCAGACAGAGUUCUACUGCACCCCUCGCAAAGAAUGUUUGCCUAAAACGUGGCAGUGUGACGGAAUAUGGGACUGUCCUGAUGGGUCCGACGAGGGAUCACAGUGUCCGACAACUACUGCUAAAUCUUUACCGUCUGGUGUUACAAGACCUUCAACAACAAAAGGGUCAACAACAUUGAGGACUGUACCUCCCAAGACGUCAGUUAUAACACCUAGAGUAAACAACUGUCCACAUGGACAAUUCCAGUGCGGAUCCUCACAGUGUAUACCUGCUAUACUACAUUGUGACGGAGUACCAGACUGUGCUGAUCAAACUGAUGAAGGAAGUGAUUGCAAAAAAUGCAGAGUAGACUUUUACUACUGUACGAAACAGAGAAAGUGUAUAACUAAUGUAACACGUUGUGAUGGGUCGGACGACUGUGGGGACGGUACUGACGAGAGUUUAUGUACUCCAUCAUGCGGCGAUCCUAUGUUCAGUUGUCAGAACGGAGGCACGUGUAUAACCGGAAGUAGUCCACCAAUGUGCUCAUGUACAACCGGAUAUCAGGGAAAUAGAUGCCAGUUUAAAUCACCAAAUGCUUUACAAUCGUCACAGCCAAACAAAAGUUCCGGAGGCUGGAAGGUUGGUGUUGGAGCGACCUUUGGUGUUGUUGGCCUUAUAGUUAUCGUUGUUGGUUCGUUCUUCAUGCUCAAAAAGUACAAACCUGAUGUAAGCCUUCCAAGCCUAUCAUCAUUCCGUAGAGGACGAGCACCUGAGGGCGGACUGACUAACCCGGUAUAUGACGGCUAUGGAGCUGCUGAGACUGAUUUCCAAAUGAGCGAUAUAGACAAUGGUAACUUUGGAAUGCAAUCCACUUCGAUAGAGAACCCAUUGUACUCGGACGCUUAAUUCAUACGGACAUGACAAAAUACCCAACAGAAAUGACACAACAUAACAGUAUAGACAUGAGUUACUAAACACAAAUUUUAAUUCUUAAUGUUAUUCCAGAAAGUGACAAUGUGCAAUAAUUAUUCAAAAUGUGCAAUAAAUACAUUAUUUCCAACCCCAGUGCAAUACAAAGAAUACUGUGAUAGCUACUUAUCUUUAUUUUUAUUACCUGUUUACAUAUGCAAAAUUUUCACAUAUCGAAUUGUAUACUGUACUUAUUAUUACAUUGUUAUUGUAUAAUCAGAGAAACAUACAUCUGUGCUGUUUUAAAUUGGAAUUGUUGCUCAAAUCAUCUUUUUUUUUCUUGUUAAAAAUGUUAUUGUUACUGACUGCCGUUAUGUUAACAGACUUUAUUAAAAUAAAAUAUCAAAAUUA
Molecule: messenger RNA, 39435 nt
Organism: Mercenaria mercenaria
Lineage: Eukaryota; Metazoa; Mollusca; Bivalvia; Venerida; Veneridae
Product: MAM and LDL-receptor class A domain-containing protein 2-like
Exons: 168
Coding region: 79-39021 (12980 amino acids)
Cellular component (GO): membrane
Molecular function (GO): protein binding
Source: RefSeq, a predicted model, not a curated record